UUGACGCGCAACGAGGGGUUCUUUGAAUCGUUGGGCUGCGAAGUUGUGGACGCUGUUCCGGAUUUUACGGACGCGGAUGAAGUCUUCAAGGUAUGGCGCGCCUGGCGUUUUGAACUCGCUUAUGCCAAGCUGCUGGAAACCCAUCCGGACCAGAUAAAGGAUACUGUGGUCUGGAACAUCAAGGCGGGUAUGAAGUUAAGUGGCCCACAGAUUGGGGAUGCAGAGAUUAAACGGACAGCACUUUAUCAGCGCGUGCGGGAGUUCAUGGAGACUUACGAGUUCCUGAUUCUUCCCGUGAAUCAAGCACUCCCCUUUGACGUGAAGCAGCACUAUAUUACUGAAAUUGACGGGGUGAAAAUGGAGACGUAUAUUGAUUGGAUGCGGUCCUGCUAUUACAUCAGUGUUCUCGGUCUGCCUGCGAUUUCGGUGCCCUGUGGUUUCACCCCCGACGGUUUACCGGUGGGCGUCCAAAUUGUCGGGCGACACCAAGAUGACUUUGGGGUACUUCAACUGGCUCACGCCUUUGAACAGGCUACAGGUUUUUGGAAACAGAAACCGACUGUGAUUGAAUAG
Molecule: messenger RNA, 573 nt
Organism: Geodia barretti
Lineage: Eukaryota; Metazoa; Porifera; Demospongiae; Tetractinellida; Geodiidae
Source: the annotation of a GenBank genome assembly